This is a messenger RNA of Lolium rigidum, 972 nucleotides long. RefSeq names its product AT-hook motif nuclear-localized protein 20-like. Bases 1 to 972 code for a protein of 323 amino acids. Gene Ontology annotation, cellular component: nucleus. The record is from RefSeq and is a predicted model, not a curated record. Lineage: Eukaryota; Viridiplantae; Streptophyta; Magnoliopsida; Poales; Poaceae. Gene Ontology annotation, molecular function: minor groove of adenine-thymine-rich DNA binding; DNA-binding transcription factor activity. The transcript has 2 exons.
AUGGGGGCGUCUACCGCGAGGAAGACAUGCCUCGCCGUCGUUCCGCUCGACGGGGGCGUUGACUGCGAGGAGGACCGGCCUCGCCGGCUGGAGGUGGAGGAGCCGCUGGCCGUCCACGACUGGCGAAUCGAACCGAAGCUGGCGAACAAGUGGUGGGACGAAGGGCGGCUGGGCCUCCCGCUCACCACGGAGGCGCCGCCGUCAGUCCUCUCCAGCAACCAGCAGCUGGACGCCAUGGCGGCCAAGGCAGACGGGGAGAACAGCGGCGGGGGCAGCGGCCAGGACGACGACCGCUGUGAGCCCAAGGAGGGCGCGGUGGUGGUGCCAGCGAAUCGGCGCCCGCGCGGCCGGCCCCCGGGGUCCAAGAACAAGCCGAAGCCGCCCAUCUUCGUCACGCGGGACAGCCCCAACGCGCUGCGCAGCCACGUCAUGGAGGUGGCCGGCGGCGCCGACAUCGCCGAGUCCAUCGCCCACUUCUCCCGCCGCAGGCAGCGCGGCGUCUGCGUGCUCAGCGGCGCCGGAACCGUCGCCGACGUCGCGCUCCGCCAGCCGGCAGCGCCGGGCGCCGUCGUCGCCCUCCGCGGUCGCUUCGAGAUACUCUCCCUCACAGGCACCUUCCUCCCCGGGCCUUCACCGCCGGGCUCCACGGGGCUCACCGUAUACCUCGCCGGCGGGCAGGGGCAGGUGGUCGGGGGCAGCGUCGUGGGCGCGCUCACCGCGGCGGGGCCGGUCAUGGUGAUCGCGUCCACCUUCGCCAAUGCCACGUACGAGCGCCUGCCGCUGGACGAGGCCGAGGAGGAUCACCACCAGGACGCCGCCGGAAGGGGCGGUGUUCACGCUCCGAUGAUGAGCGACCCCUCGGCGGCGAUGCCAAUCUAUGGCGUGCCAGCGAACAUUGGAGGCGGGCCGCUUGGGCAUGCGGCUACGGACGGGAUGCCAUGGCCGCAGGGGCAUGCACGACCGCCAUACUAG